AUGCGUAUAGAGCGCUGCUAUUUCUGUUCAUCACCGGUAUAUCCCGGACACGGCAUCCAAUUUGUACGCAACGACUGCAAGAUCUUCAGGUUCUGUCAGUCGAAGUGUCACAAGAACUUCAAACACAAGUGUAAUCCUCGGCGCAAGAGAUGGACGAAAGCCUUCCGCAAAGCCAACAACAAAGAGCUUAAAGUGGAUCCGAGUUUCGAGUUCGAGAAGCGGAGGAAUAUUCCCGUGAAAUAUGACCGCAAACUCUGGACGGAAACCAUCGAAGCCAUGAAACGCGUGGAUAUGAUUCGCCAGAAACGCGAAUCACAUUUCCUGAUGACUCGGCUCCGGAAGGGAACGGUAUUCGAGAGGGAAAGGGAUCNUUCCCGUGAAAUACGACCGCAAACUCUGGACGGAAACCAUCGAAGCCAUGAAACGCGUGGAUAUGAUUCGCCAGAAACGCGAAUCACAUUUCCUGAUGACUCGGCUCCGGAAGGGAACGUGAAGAGAGAUAUGUCGCUCAUUAAGUCACCCGCGGCUGGACUUAAGAGAGAGAAGAGUAAAGGAAAGGUUGUUGUCGUGAGGGAUGAGGAGGAGGAGGACUCGGAUGAAGAGAUGGUCGCAGAGAGCAGUGAAUCGGAAGCAGAAAUGAUUGAGAAUUAG
Oppiella nova is the source of this 651-nucleotide messenger RNA. The record is from the annotation of a GenBank genome assembly. Lineage: Eukaryota; Metazoa; Arthropoda; Arachnida; Sarcoptiformes; Oppiidae.